GAACGUACAGUAUACUGACGUCAUUUGCGCGGGCAUUAACAAUGGCUGCUUGUUGCUGUGAAGCACGGCUGACAUAAAUGUACAAUCAUUGCUUUUAGCUCUUGGUUUACUCCAUUGACCCCUCACAGCUGCCUUUUAAGCCCACGACUCUUGUUGAAAAGUGAUGCCUCCAAAGAAAAGAGGAAGUAAAAGAAAAGUUAAUUCCGGUGAGCGCGUUGAAAAUGACGCGGACUCUCCUCCCGCGCCUAAAGUCGGCCGCAAGACGAAGACUCCGUCUCCUGCGGAGUCUUCCAGUGAGAAAAGCACGGAGCAGCACUGCCGCUGGCUCAUGAAGUCGGAGCCCGAGAGCCGCUUUGAGAAUGGCAUCGACGUCAAAUUUGGGAUUGAGGAUCUGAAGGCUUUGCCAAAUCAGACCGGCUGCUGGGACGGCGUCCGCAAUUAUCAGGCACGCAACUUCAUGCGUCAGAUGAAAGAGGGGCAGUCGGCUUUCUUUUAUCACAGCAACUGCAAAGAACCUGGAAUUGCAGGACUGAUGGAAAUAGUGAAGGAAGCUUACGUGGACCACACCCAGUUUGACAAGAAAGAUGUUCAUUUUGACGCCAGCAGCAAGCCAGACAACCCAAAGUGGAGCAUGGUUGAUGUGCAGUACCAAAGAAUGACGAAGCGUUUCCUUCCUCUGGCUGAGCUCAAAAAGUACCACCUGCAGCACCGUGCCAAUGGGGGUCCUCUGAAGGACAUGGCACUUUUCACCAGGGCCAGACUAUCUGUCCAGCCUCUCACCACAGAGGAGUUUGACUUUGUUCUGAGUUUGGAGGACCAAGAACCGCUUUGACAGUUUUUGGACCACGCUUUGCUUCAUGAUGAGCUGCUUCGCCAGAUGCUACACCACAGGGAUCGCCGAUCCAGUCUCCUGGAGGCGGCUCUACCCGCUGUCCUCCUUUGCACACUGUUCCAACGCGCUCUCUGAAGCGGCCGAGCCCUCGUACCGCUGGGAGGCGAUGGCGGCCUGGUGGGACAUGCUCUUCCUCGCCACGUCUCCUUUCCUCCACAUUGUGAUCUCCUGGAAAGCCAAAGUAAAAGAAACGAUGAAAAUAUAACUUGUCC
Molecule: messenger RNA, 1104 nt
Organism: Entelurus aequoreus (snake pipefish)
Lineage: Eukaryota; Metazoa; Chordata; Actinopteri; Syngnathiformes; Syngnathidae
Gene: thyn1
Product: thymocyte nuclear protein 1
Exons: 9
Coding region: 164-832 (222 amino acids)
Cellular component (GO): nucleus
Source: RefSeq, a predicted model, not a curated record